Oryzias latipes (Japanese medaka) is the source of this 3792-nucleotide messenger RNA. It is a transcript of the gene fbxo34, whose product is annotated as F-box protein 34. The record is from RefSeq and is a predicted model, not a curated record. NCBI's taxonomy places the organism in Eukaryota, Metazoa, Chordata, Actinopteri, Beloniformes, Adrianichthyidae. Gene Ontology annotation, molecular function: protein binding.
CGUUCAGUUUUGAGCCAGAUUCCAUCUUGGACUUUUCAUCCGCUCCUGAUUCACAACAAUUUGAAGAGAGAAAUACUCAAAAUAGCAAAUUGAGCUUAGUUUUCUUUCUAUAUGUUCUCUAUCAUCCGAAAAUCCCACAAGAUCAUGUUAUAAACGCCAAAAAUACAAUGUGAAAUUAUUACUUCAUAAAAUUGUUAAUAAACUGCGUUUUUUUAUCGGUUAUUAUAUGACAUUUUUUAUGUAAUGUUAUUUGACCACCAACGUGUGAUCUUAACUGAGGAACUCGUGUUUUGGUGUUUCACGCGGGUUUACCUCGCAAACGUCUCACCAGACUUUGGACUACGUCAUGACGCAUUCCCACUGCUGACGUAUAUUCUUGCGAUGCUUUAAAACUCGGAAUUUCCGCUAUUCUGGUGAAACCCGCAGAAACAAAGUCGUAAUUUUUCAUUAAAACGCGGAAAAAACGUAAUGACCUUGAUUUUAUAUUCACUUUAUUUUGUGUUUGACCGUUGUAAAACUGUGUUUCUAUUAAAAUGUUUUAUGUACUACUUUACCAAGCCAAGAACACAACCAGCUUCUUUUGUAAAAUAAGAGUACUUUCUGUACUCCUUACUAAUUAUGCUGCUUUCAAUUAGUUUUAUUCAUCCGAACAAGGUUGAAAUAUUAAUAUUUAAUUAUAAUAUUGCGAUCUAGCGAGGAAAAAUGUUUGUGUUUAACGUUAAAGGCCAACUGAAGCAGGAAGUUCCGAGGCACCGCGAACGCAGCUUAGUGGCUGAAGUUCGGAGGAAUUGUCCCAGAGACGGUACAGUUCCCAAACUACAGCUGAAGGACAUUCAGGAAGGGCAGCUCAGCUCUCUGGUUCCGACUCCAGAAUCGCGGAGGUCGGACCGUGAAGGCGGAGUUCGGUUGUGGGCAGCUGAGCUUCAUGCUGGCGGCGGACUCCCUCGUUCAGACGGUGGCGGCGGCUGUAGGAUGGGAUGUAAAAGACACACCUGCAAUGAGGUCACCUGUCGGCGCGUCACCUGGAAAAGGGAUCCCAUGACAGAUCACGUGUUUGCUUCUGUGACCUGCGGCCAGCUGCUUUGCUUUUGUAGGGGUGUCACGUCUCUGCGCCUCAAGGACGUUCUGGCGUUUGUGACGAAGCCAUCAUGUGGGACAACUGAAGCUGGAGGAUCAGAGGGGCCGUCACUCCUUUCAGGACAACUCCCUCAACCCGUGCGCCAGCCAAUCAAAACGCACCGCGCAGGUUAGUCAUGCAUCUGAAGACUCAGCUGGUGCGUUCGGAGCUGCGCUGGGACGCCGCCGGCGCCGUGCAGACAACUCGCCACCGCAGUCUGCUUGUGAGCCAGCAGGGGGAGCUGCUGCAGACCUUUGGUAGGAGCCACGGCGGCGCCAAACACCUCCCUGUUGGCUUCAUCUCUGCAAGGAGGUUCUGUUCCAAUGGUGUGAAGUCGAUGUCGAGCGCCCCCCUUUGGAUCCUUUCAUCGCCGCCGGGCGCCGACGAGGAUCAAGGCGGGUUCCAUCAGGGCCCGACGGACUCUGAUGCUGCUCAGAACAUGUGGACCGUCAUCAGACCAGGGCACGUCCGUGAAAAGAUUGCCAUUUUUGCUGCAGAGGAGCGGCACUCAGACGUGGGGAGCAAGGAGCACGCCGCCGCAAGCAGCACAAACAGCGGCGCCGUCACAACGCUGUCACGAGGGAUAAAGACAAAGGGCAGGUGGGAGGGGCACAGUUCUGCCAAACGGCGUCAUCGUUCUGGAAAAGACCCGAGCGUCCAGCAGAACCGGGGGGUUGUUGACCUGGAAGUACAGCGGCAAAGCAGCACGGACGCCUUACAGCGGUCCAGCUGGACGCGGCAGUCAGGAGGCGUGCGGCGUGAUGGGGAGCCGCUGACCUCUGAGGAGGACGAGGACCAGCAGAAGCUGUCGGUCGUGGAGAUGGUGGCGUUCCUGGAGCGGCGGACGUGCGAGCAACAGCCAGACUGCAAGCCUCAGCUCGUUCUCCAGCGGAGCUCCACGACCAUCACGUUGUCGAAGCUGACGCCUCCCGAGGUCAGGGAGGAGGAGCCAGAGAGCGUCAGGGUGUCGGAGUUGGUGGCCAAGCUGGAGUCAGAGUGUGUAAGGAAAGUGGGGGGCGGCGUGUUGAGGAGCAGCAGCCUGCGGAGAACUGUGGGGCGCGUCCUCCUCGCCGCUGCCGACCAGAGCGACGCCCCCCACCAGCCUCCAUCACUGUCGGAAGGGUCCAUACCACCCGCCUCUCCUUCAACGCUGCAGCUCCAGAAACCCAAAUCUACCGCAUGCCCCCCUCCAGCUGUAGCCACACCCCCAUCCACUAAUUUGACCACGCCCAUCUCAGGUGAGGUAGAUGGCAGUGUCACAAAGACUGUGACCCCACCCCCUCACGCUGACCAGUCAGAGCCUCUGCCUGGUUUGCUCUUCUUGUCUUUACCUUCUGACGAAAAAGCUCCACCCACAUUGUCAGAGCCCCGCCCCUCCCUAUACAAAUCCAGCUUUUACCUACCUUGGGAUCAGGGGCAGGUCACCAGCGCGACCCCCCGCCCCACUGCAGUGCCUCUCAGCCGCAGCGCGUCGGCGUCGCAGGACUUCCUGGAGGUGCGGCAGAGGCUGCAGCGGCUGCUGGCGCCGCAGCCGUACCUGCUGCUGCUGCCUCACCACCUGCUGGUCAAGAUCUUCCUCCUGCUGCCGACGCACAGCUUGGCGGCGCUCAAAUGCUCCUGCAGCUACUUCAAGUUCGCCAUUGAGAACUACGGCAUCCGCCCCGCCGACUCGCUGUGGGUGUCGGACCCCCGCUACCGGGACGACCCCUGCAAACAAUGUAAGAGGCGGUACGACCCCGGCGAUGUGUCGCUGUGCCGCUGGCACCACAAGCCCUUCUGCCAGGCGCUGCCGUACGGCCCCGGGUACUGGAUGUGCUGCCACAGCGCCUGCAGAGACUCGCCCGGCUGCAACGUGGGUCUCCAUGACAACCGCUGGGUGCCGGCGUUUCACAGCAUCAACGUGCCGAUUUACAGGAGAAGCUGUAACCAUGACAACUGAGUGAGACUGAGCUCCUGUCCCUAUAAGCUUUUUCCGGCUCGUUCGCCCUGUCGCUGGAACACGUCUGCUCCCAUGAUGCAACGGGAGAUCAGCUGUUCCUCUGCUGGACACCACACUGAAACACCAGUUUGAGGUGAUUUUUUUUUUUUUUUUUGCUGUGAAAAUGUAGAUUUUUCUUUUAUGAUUCACUGAGAAUCUCCAUGAAUGUUCAGACGUGAAACCGGCGCGUGCGAACGUCUGAAGGUCACUUCCUCUUCACGAAGACGCCGGAGCGCUCCUCCAGCCGACGUUUACCGACCGCCGAUCAGCUGACGCUCUUCCCUGUGGGGGUGGGACCCUGCCAGGUCUCUCCUCCGGGUGGGCCGCUGAUCCUCAGCUGGUGGAGCUCGCGUCCUCUGAAUCAGAAGUUCUGAGGUGAAGGUUCCUGACAGGAGAACGGGCCGAGGGCUCGCGCUUCUGAGCCGCUUGUUGCUCCAUGGAUUGUUGAUCAUUUUUUGUUUUUUUUUAAAGUCACGUGACCUUUUUUUUUUUUUUUCCCUUUACGUGUUGUGUGUAGCUUUGAUCAGCUGACUGUUAAUCACAGAAACGUGGCCUUGAGUUUUCGAGACGAUGCAAUAAAAGAAACUGUAAAGAUUAUUUAAUGAGAACCUCAGAUCAUAAAGGAUGAAUGUGUGACGGAGUCCGGAUGUUUCUCUGGAAAUUAUGAUUUUGCUUUAAUAAAGUGCUUCUCAUCGGU